Messenger RNA from Ilyonectria robusta, 3300 nucleotides. RefSeq lists its product as uncharacterized. Bases 1 to 3300 code for a protein of 1099 amino acids. The transcript has 3 exons. Lineage: Eukaryota; Fungi; Ascomycota; Sordariomycetes; Hypocreales; Nectriaceae. The record is from RefSeq and is a predicted model, not a curated record.
AUGGAGAACGAAGCGCCCGCCGCCGUUCAGGUUCCUGAUGGCCGCUCCUCACGGAGAGACCGUUUAAUGGGCAAGCUCUUCAAGGCCAAAACCAAACCCACCGAGCAGCAAGCCGCCGCCAAUGUCGACGCUUUCCUACACAGCUCCUCCGAUAAUUUGACCGUCACCCACGCUCCCCCUCCAAUCCCAACUUCGCUCCCCAAGCUGGCCAAGCUCGACACCACCUCCAUCUCCCGCUAUCCCCAGGCUCUGGCCGUCAACCAGCAGGCCCAGCAGAACCGCCCGCUCGCCCCAGGCGUCCGCCCCGAUCCAAAGUCGGCCAGCCGCUCUCCACGACCGAAUAAGAAGGGCCUAUUCGUCAGGUUUGACGAUUCAAGUCCGGACGUAAUUGGUGAGGGCGGUGACGAGUCUGAGAUACCCGUCAUCGAGAUCUCGAAGCGCAAGCCUCGCGCACCAAACCCCCCACCACACCGCCAGCCCGGUUAUGUCCCAGGGAGGCCCCCUCCUCCUCCAAUUCCAACAAAUUCUGGGCCACCCGGCGUAGACGAUUUCAGGCCCAAAUCCCUUUCCCGUGCCCAAACGGGAUUCUCCUCCAUCUACACACCUGAGUCGGAUGAGGAACCCCAUAUAGACUCUGGGUCUAAGUUCCUUGGGAAACAGGACGAGAACAGGAGGUCGUAUAUUGAGAUUCACUCCGCACAGAUGCGCGAGGCUGAGGGCAGGGCCUUCGCUGAGGCUGCUCGUGUAGCCAGUGCCACUUCAGCGUCUUCUCACAAUUGGGAAGAUCCUCCCUCCGCCGUACCUCUAACCGCGUCCUCUCCAACCUCGACUCGACGACCAGGUCCCUCGCCCGAAGUCCAAGCGCCAAGACCAAAUAUCGAAUACAGUCCAGCCUCGAUCCAUUCUAAUACCUCUGGGUACUCUCCAACGACCGAAAACGAGCAGCUCUCGAGACAGGCCAGCAUUGCCUCUCACAUCUCGCGGCAGCCCAGCGUUGCCACCCCCCGUGACCCGCCUAUGAUGGCUAGUCGAUCUCUUUCCGUUAGAGUAACCGAUCCGGGAGCGGCCGACGAGGCCCUCAUUACAUUUGUUGAGAGGACGAUGCAUCUAUUUGAGCUUUUCCGCCUACAUGCCGAGACUAUCAAGCCUUUGACAACAUGCUCGUUCAAGGAGUGCGCUCGCGGAGGGCUUUGGUGGUUCAUCAAGGGUCGGAUGGGCUUGGAGACGGCGGUCCGAGAUCGUCCAAACUCGCCCCAAGGCCAGAUGCAGAACGAUCGUGAUCGACAGCAAGCAUAUGCGAACCUGGCAAAGGGAUACUGGCUAUGUGAGGAAAUGAUCCCCGAGAUUUCCGAGUCUCAGGGACUCGCACCAGAUGCUGAAGUCGUCGAGGUCAGCCAGUCUCUUGUGUCCGCACUAAAGAAACUAGCCAUGUCCAUGAAGCGAAACGGUUUCUUGCCACCAGAGGAUGCCUUUCUUCCGCAAACAAUCGACAAAUCUGUUUGGCUCGAGUACCCACAGGUAAGUCAGGAUAUGAUUGCCCUUCUCUCGGGAAACUGGGGUUCGGGCAUGACUGCCAUGACAAAUCCCAUGUCCGAUCUCCGCCUCCUGGAUGCUCUCCCUGUGGGCGACAACACGGACAACUUUAGCUACGGGAGGAUGCCGGCAGACGUCUAUCUCAUGGAGCAGGGUCAGGAAUCUCACAAACUGUAUUUUCCAUGUAUGCUCUCUAUGGUCCGGCCUGUCAAGUCCCUCAGCCUGGUAUUUGUUCUUGCGAGCCAAAAUGGUCACCUACAACUGGCCAUCCAGGAUAACAAGAACGUGGGCCCGGUGUGGGACGAUGUCCGCUGGAGAAACGAUACUUGCACACUUGACAUUCGAUUGCGUCGUGGUUUCGUCCUAGCCGUGCAGCUCGUUCAGCAAGACUACAGGAUGCUAUGGAACAUGUACGACUUUGGGAAGAAGAUCCAGACGUCUCUCUUCCCUCGAAGCGACGAGGAGAUGGUUUUCCGAACGACACUGCGGUCAUUCCAAUACAUGGAUGCUGACCCCCAGUCCCGUCAGUUCCCCAAGGAGGCAGUCUCACAAUGCGAUGUGGCAUUGUUCGAGAAACAAUACAAGGAGAGUGGUCCUGCCGGUGUACGCGUUUGGCAUCUUGGGUUCCGAAUCGCAGUGGUAACUGGGGCUCGCACGAGGACACUAAGUGGCGUCAACCAUGUGUACACGCCUUCUCAACCGAUUCAGUUUGGAUUCUUCCGCGGUGACAAAGAUGCCCCGUCAUUGUCGUUGAAAUUCGACAGCGGAAAGUCCAAGGGCCGGAUGGUACUCGUUUUCAGCGAGGAGAAGGCCAGAAUCAAGUUUCACUCGCUCAUUACCGGAACUGCCCUCGACCAUGACGACAAGAUCUAUGCCGACGUUCCCAUCAAAAGUUUCAUCAUUUCUCAAAGUGUUCGCGAGCCACUGGGCAUGGCACCAUUUUCUCGUAUGCCAUGGAAAGCGGCCAGGAUUGUCAAUGACGAGUGCGGUGGCGAUCAGCCACCAACCGUCCUUGCGGACCGACUCAAGAUCGUACUCGAGUAUCAGAAUGGCAACAUGACUGACAGAGUCAAUGUGGCGCCUGGAGAGUUACGGGUGAGAUUGGAGGUGUCGAAUGCCAAACUUUUCAGAGUUAUGCGCCAACCGCAGAAGGACAUGACUGUGUCGGUUUCCGAAGCUCAAGUCUCCAAGGAGAUCCCGCGAAACAUGGCAGACGCUCUGCAACUGCUACGGCAUAACCAGACCAUCCGGUCGUUUGAGUUCAACAACCUCAAGGAUCUGCACGACUUCCAAUUUGCCAUGACAGGCUACGAGGUCAUAUUCGACGCCCUUGCAGUGACGUUUGCCAUCUCAAGACGGCGCAUGGUGGUACCAAUUCACAAAAAGUGGGAGGCUGGGUAUACACGAAUCCAAGUGGUGCGGCAAGAGGACAGACAACUGCAGCUGCUUGCAUUCUUUGAGGACUUCCACCACGGACACUGCAUGAACUUUGUACUCAAGGGUACGGACAUUUACGAGUCCUUCACCCGGAGCGGGAAGUCGGGUAUCAAGUUUGUUGAUGCCAAAUUCCCGCUGCCACGGCUGCCGGCGGACAAGGACGGCGACUAUGAUGAUAUGGCGUUUGUCUGCCUCGAUCUCCCGGAUCUGCCGGGAGAGCAUGACGAUAUCUCCAUCAUGUUUGAAAAAGAAGCUGACCGAGAGGCUCUCGGCCUAUGUCUGCCAGCGCCGUUGAAGGGUUCGGCGAAAAUGUCGUCACGAUUGAAAUGA